Molecule: messenger RNA, 3396 nt
Organism: Pimephales promelas (fathead minnow)
Lineage: Eukaryota; Metazoa; Chordata; Actinopteri; Cypriniformes; Leuciscidae
Gene: dis3
Product: DIS3 exosome endoribonuclease and 3'-5' exoribonuclease
Biological process (GO): nuclear mRNA surveillance of mRNA 3'-end processing; rRNA catabolic process
Cellular component (GO): cytoplasmic exosome (RNase complex); nuclear exosome (RNase complex)
Molecular function (GO): RNA binding; endonuclease activity; 3'-5'-RNA exonuclease activity
Source: RefSeq, a predicted model, not a curated record
UGUAAGGGGACAGCUACAAAACACACUCUGGCUGCAUGGAGACUCCCGAUAGUGAACCGCUUUAAAACAAAUACAUUUGUGUCGUUUUAUAUGUGCAUUUUGAGCGCAGUGGUGUUCAAAAUAAGGUAAAGAACCCUUUGCCUUUGCUGAAUCACUCCGGAAUAAUAUUUAGUUGGCGCACUGGUACUCACACACGUGGGUUGUCUGAGUGUGUUUUGGUGGUGGAAAAGCUCCUCAAAACCACUGUUGGUACAGUUUGGACCAUGUUAAAAUCCAAAACAUUUGUGAAGAAGACCCGCUCUGGUGGAGUGUUGAAAAUAGUGCGCGAACAUUACCUCCGAGAUGACAUCUGGUGUGGAAGUGAAGUUUGUAAGGAGUGCAAAGAUGAAGCUCCAGUGCUACAAGAGGACGCGUGCAUAGAGAGUAACCUGUGCUCGUAUCCUCACUAUUUAAUCCCAGACACCAAUGUGGUUUUACAUCAGCUUGACAUCCUCGUGGACCCUCUGAUCAGGAACGUCAUCAUUCUUCAGACCGUUUUACAAGAGGUCAGACACAGGAGCGCCACGGUCUACAAAAGAAUCAAGGACGCUAUUCAUGAGAAGGAUAAGCACUUCUACACCUUCACUAAUGAGCAUCACAGGGAGACAUUCGUUGAACGAGAGCAAGGGGAAAGUGCUAACGAUCGUAAUGAUCGAGCCAUCCGUGUCGCUGCUAAGUGGUACGCUGAUCACCUGGCUAAAGUGGCCGAUGGUGGUCUACUGAAAGUGGUUCUGCUGACCAAUGACCGGGCUAAUAAAGAAAAGGCAGAGCAGUGUGGUCUGAUUGUGUACAAAUGUGAAGAGUAUAUAAAGAGCUUGAUUGGCAAUCCUGAGCUUGUGGACAGGCUUGCAUUGACGGCUGAUGAUCAAAAUGAAAACACUGGCAGUAAGUUACUCUUUCCAGAGCACCUGCCCUUAUCCAGGAUUCAGACUGGCAUUAAGAACGGAACGUUUCUUCAGGGCACAUUUCAUGCCAACAGAGAUAACUAUCUGGAGGGUACAGUCUUUAUACAUCGAGAGGGGGCGGAUAUCAAUGAGGUUCUACUUCGAGGCUUUCAGAACUUAAACCGGGCUGUGCAUCAGGAUGUAGUGGCUGUUGAACUCCUACCCAAAGAACACUGGGUUGCUCCAUCAUCUGUUGUGCUGCUGGAUGAUAGUCCAAAUGAUGAAGAUGCUGAGGAAGAUGAGACUGAGAAUAAGUUGAAGAGUGAAGCAUCGGAGCUUAGCGCUCUUAAACCCACUGGACGAGUGGUGGGCAUUAUAAAGAGGAACUGGAGGCCUUUCUGUGGUAUGCUCUCACAGUCACAGAUCAAAGAGGCAACAAGACACCUUUUCACCCCAGCAGACCGACGAAUCCCACGUAUUCGAAUCGAGACUAGACAAGCCGCGACUCUGGUUGGACGGAGGAUUAUGGUUGCUAUAGAUGGCUGGCCUAAAAACUCCAGAUACCCAAACGGACACUUUGUUAAAAACUUGGGUACUGCAGGAGAUAAAGAGACCGAGACCGAGGUGCUUCUCCUAGAACAUGAUGUUCCUCACCAGCCUUUCUCUCAGGCUGUUCUUAGCUUCCUUCCCAAGAUGCCCUGGAGUAUUUCUGAGGAGGAGUUAAAGGUCAGAGCAGAUCUCAGACACCUCUCUGUGUGUAGUGUGGAUCCUCCUGGCUGUACGGAUAUUGACGAUGCUCUUCACUGUCGGGAACUGGAGAAUGGAAACUUGGAGGUUGGCGUUCACAUAGCAGAUGUCAGCCAUUUUAUACGGCCAGGAAAUGCACUAGAUCAAGAGGCAGCAAGCCGAGGCACUACAGUCUACCUUUGUGGAAAGAGAAUUGACAUGGUUCCUGAACUUCUGAGUUCCAACUUGUGCUCUCUGCGGUCCAAUGUUGAGAGGUUAGCAUUUUCUUGUAUUUGGGAGAUGAACCACAAAGCUGAAAUCAUCAAAACUCACUUCACAAAGAGCAUCAUUAACUCCAAGGCCUCCCUUACAUAUGCCGAAGCUCAGAUGAGGAUCGAUGACUCCACCAUGGAUGAUGACAUUACAAAGAGUCUGCGGGGCCUUAAUAAACUGGCCAAGAUCCUAAAGGCCCAGAGGAUUGACAAAGGAGCACUGACCCUCUCCUCUCCUGAAGUACGUUUCCAUAUAGACAGUGAGACGCACGACCCCAUAGAUCUGCAGACCAAAGAACUGAUGGAGACUAAUUCUAUGGUGGAGGAGUUCAUGUUGUUGGCAAAUAUCUCUGUAGCGCAGAAGAUCUAUGAUGAGUUCUCAGAAUGUGCCCUACUCAGAAAACACCCUCCACCACCACCAUCCAACUAUGACAUCCUCAUCAAGGCUGCAAAGUCAAAGGACCUUGUCAUCCAUACAGAUUCAGCUAAAGCGCUAGCCGAUUCCCUGAACAAUGCAACGAUUGAGAACUUUCCAUACUUCAACACUCUGCUGAGGAUUCUGGCCACCCGCUGCAUGAUGCAGGCUGUGUAUUUCUGCUCUGGCAUGGACAAUGAUUUCCACCACUAUGGCUUGGCAUCGCCCAUUUACACACACUUCACAUCACCCAUCAGAAGAUACUCUGAUAUCAUAGUUCACCGUCUGUUAGCGGUGGCUAUUAAUGCAGACAACACUUACCCAGAUUUGAUGGACAAGCAUAAGCAGUCGGCCUUGUGCAGCAACCUCAACUACAGACACAAAAUGGCCCAGUAUGCACAGAGAGCCUCUGUGGGAUUCCACACUCAGUUAUUCUUCAAGAAUAAAGGAAUCAUAAAUGAGGAAGGCUUCAUUCUGUUUGUUAGAAAAAAUGCCAUCAUAAUUCUCAUUCCUAAAUUUGGUUUGGAGGGCACUGUGUUCUUUGAGAACAAGGACAAACCCAGUCCUCAUCUCAACUUUGACUCUGAGGGUCCAACUCUCAAAGUGGAAGAACACACUUUCCACAUAUUUGAUAAAGUCAAAGUGACAAUAAGCCUCGAUGCUUCCAACAUCCAGCAUCAGAGGAUCAGAAUGGCACUCAUUGAACCAGUGAUCCCUGGGGUUAGUGUACCUGUGCCUGAAUUGGAACCAGAGGCCAAAAAACCCAGGCUUGACCGCUGACAACUGUGGACCAAGAAGCAGAGUAGUACUAUAAAAAUAAAAAUUAAAUGAAAAGAUUUUCAGAUCAGACACAAGGUAGUUUCAAGGGAGCCUCGAGUGAAUUCACAAGUGAAAGAAAUUUAUAUGAAAAGGUUUUAGUAGUUUUUUUUUUCUGUUUUUUUUUUUUUUACUUGCCAAUACACCAAUCUGUGAUAAACUGUAUAAUUAUCAUUUGGAACGGUAAUUUUUGGAUAUAUGGAUUAAUUUUCAGUGAAAAUCUCAUUAAAUUUUAAAUAUGAGU